GAAACGUUUGUGCACUGAUAUUGCUCCUCGGUUUUACUUAUUUAAUAGAGCUUUGCGGUUGGCAUCUGGAACUUGGCAUUUUUGGAACGCGCGUCACGGCGGUACCGUCUACUACCUCACUAUACUUUCCUAAGCACAUGUGCUAGCAAGGCCAAAGGUGUAGCGGACGUCACCUCUCAGCAUGUUUAAGGACCUUUAGGGACCUUCUUGACCUCUCGUGUGUCAAUCCUAUCCGCACGGUGCUGCACGCACCCGUAUAUGACUCUUCGGCGUGCUACGUCUCGUUAUGUCAAAGCAACGGUCUUCGGCGCGAGGUAUGAACUAUGAGGACAGCGGAGGCAGCAACACCAGCGGCACCUCAGCCGCAGGUAGCCUUCCGAGCUCCCUCAGGUCUCGCAUGCGGCGGCUGCCGGCCGACGCGGAGCGCAUGCUGUCAGGCCACACUGUUAACGGGUUGCGGCAGGAGGGGAGGAAAAAAUCCAUAAUGGAUAACCUCUUUGAAGUUUCGAAGUUCAUCCAGUCACCUCCGGCUCCAUACACCCGUGCAGCCGUUGCAGCAGCGGUGCUGGCCGACGCCGCGGUUCGCAGCGCGCUGCUGCGGUUGCUGGCAGCCAGGUUGCGGCUAGCACCGGACCAGCUGCAGUCCGACCCUGCCAGGAAGCGCCUGGCCUUGGUCAUCUCUUUUCCGCUCGUUGUAGGAGCCGUUGAUUCGGUUCUGCUGCACGCGACACACCCUGCUCCGCCACAAGUCGCCGACUUCGCACUCAAGCUGCUGCGCAUGCAGACACUGCAAGCGCUCUGCCGCGAGAUAGCUACGGUUGCGGCGCACCCUCCAGCCGCCCAAGCCAACCAGGGGGCGCCAAAUGGGCUGCAGGUGCCCCCUGAGCGGCGAGCCCGGGAACUGCAGGUCAUCUCCACGGAUGCUGCUUUCGAGGCCUGUCACAUGGUGUUCGCAAUGGCAUCGUUUGCCAUUGGUCAAUUCGUUGCGAACGGAGCAUCCUCUAUUUCAGAGGACCGCUGGCGCGCCCUGGACAUAGCUCAGUUCUACUGCUUCGAGCUGGCAGCCGCCCUGCGAGACAGCGGCGUUCUGGAGCAGGCGGCCAAGCAGCUGCUGGUGGCGGAGGAAGCGGGGACCCUGGCGCUGCUGCGACAUGCACGCAACCCGACAGACGUCGGCGAGGCUUUCACAGAUGCCUUUAUCAGCAUCAAUAUGCUUGCGGAGGCCGUCGCGGACCUGUCUACUGUACGCAUAGCUGCGGCAGAGGCCACGGCCGCCAUGCUGAGAGAAGUGCUGUCGGGUCGCUGUGCGCAGCACGCGGCUGUCGUACACGGCCUGGCGGCGCUGUGUACGGCAGACGGGGGUCCGUCGUACAGCUUGCCAUCGGAGCUGCUGGCUCGCGUCCCUGUCAGCUUCACUGGGCGCACCGUGUGCCAUGCAGCACGGCCCUGCAGGGUACUGCAGGGGAAGGCCCUUAUCGCCGCACUUCACGCCCUUGGUUCGGCCUUUCGGGCCCCCCCGCCGCCGGGCCGGCGCGCAUCCCUGGCCCUCAUGAAGCGCAUAUCUCGCCUGGCGGUGGCGUCGGGGCAGAUCUGGGCUGACGAGGCGAAGGCAACACCGGGAGCAGCAGCAGCCGCAGCAUCGUCCGCUUCUAGCGGGGGCGGCAGUGCAGCGGAGGCACCUGCUGCUGGCAUGAGUUUUGCCGCCAUUCUGGAAUCGAUUUCCGUGGUGGAGGCUAUCCUGCUGACGCUGCAGGGCUCCCGACGCUUGUUGGGUUCCCCGCAGGCUGGCGGCGCUCAGGAGGCUGCGCAGUGGCGGCAAGAGGAGGGGUCGGAAUGGUGGCGGCUGGUGGGGGGGUUUGUUCGGCAUGCGGCGCACUUGGCGAGGGAGGCCGAGUUGAAUCGGUUCGCGACCCAGGUGGUGGACGCAUUCUCGCUGGCCUCCCUGGAGUUCGUGGUGGAAGAACCGCUGAUCCUUCCGGCCGCACCGCCGCCCAGUGUGGCAGCGGCCCUGGCGGGCGGCUUCCUGCCCUGCCUGGAGCGCCUGCUGAGGCGGGCAGGGAAGAAACCCGUCGGUAGCCCGGAAGCAGUGCUGACUCAUCGCCUGCUGGCCAACCGCGAGGUACGGCUGUGGCUUCCAGCGCUGCUGGUGUACGGCGAGGAACGGCAGGCGGCCGCACUGGUGGUUACCAUAGGGAAACUGAUGCGGCAGAUGGACCCAUGGGACGUCACAGUCACCCAUCACACGGCCAGCUUUGCGGCAUGCCGCUUCCUGUGUAUCGCGGUUCGCGCCUUUGGUGGCGCGGAGACGCCCUUUUUGGGCGCUGCGGGUGCCACCGGGGCCCCCGCACCCCUCCGGCAGCUGCUUCUCAUGGCGUCGAUCGCGCAGUGUGAGUGGCUGCAGCCGCUGUCGCGACUGGUGCAGAACGCGUCACGGCGCCCGGACUUCCGUGCCUCCAAUCGGUGGGUUGCCGACGUGCUUGGAAAGCUCCUGGAGUGGACACACGUGCUUUCAUUCCGCUGCAUGUGGGAAGCAGGCAUGACCGAGGGGGCCUUGCCGGGCAGCCGCAGCCGCUCCCAGCUGGGUGGUUCGGGCACCUCCGCCCCCACCAAGGAAGGCGGUGACGGCGGCUGGCGGCGGCUGCUGCUGGAGGAGCUGGACGUCGUACGGCUGCUGGGAGCCUGCCUGCUGAUGCCGGAGUCGAUCCGCAACCUGCCGCACCUGGUGAUGUGCUUGUGUUGCGGAAUCACGCUCUUUCCAGAGCAGGUACGGCAGGCGGCGGUGGCGGGGGGACCCGGUGGGGGAUGGCGGUCGGAGCGGCUGCUUGCACUGGUACCGGAGCUGCAGGAGGCCGAUGAGGAGGCGGAUGCAGAGGGCGCGAGCGACGACUCCGUGGGGAUGGCCCCGGUUGCAGAGGCCAUAGCAGAGCAGCUGGAGCGCUGGCGUGCUGAAGCGAAGGGCGCCGGUGGCCCUUCCACCGCCGCCAGCAGCAGCAGGGGCCAGGGGCCAAUGGAGGAGGAGGACGAUGAUGUUUUGGCAUGGAUGCGCGCGGUGCUAAGAUUGUCGAUGCAGGAAUGGUUUGGGGGCGUGGGGACGGCCCUGGUGUCGCCGGCGGAGCUGCGGUUGCGGGGGCUGGUGCGGGGCUGCGGCAACCCGGGGUGCACCAGCCUGGCGGGGGACAGCGAGGCGGAGGUGAAGCUGAUGAAGUGCGGGCGGUGCGGGACGGUGGGGUACUGCUGCCGGGAUUGCCAGGCAGCGCAUUGGAAGGCGGGGCACAAGGAGGCAUGUAGGCAGCGGUGUGAGGGUUGAGGGGAGCCAUGGGGCUUUGGGGGUCUUUGCGGGUGAGUGCUGGCAAGGUGCUGUGAGGGCAGGUGCCGGUACUGGUGGUGUUAAGAAAACUGGCCGCGGGUAGGAACGUAUUGGGAUGUCGUAAGGUGAUGCCCCCACCAAAACGCCACGGCGGACGGCACCCGAGUGGCGGUGUAUGGGCCUGGGGGGUGUUUGCGUGCACGUGGCGGUGAAGAGGAGGAAGGCAACCUACCGCAUGGUGGUGGUGGCAGUGUUGCGGGAACAUGUGUUGCGGCCUUGCGGGAACAUGCUGACGGGUCGGCUGGACGAUGGGAGGGGCCAGUGGCGCCGCCUUUGGGGUGCAGGGGUGGGGGCUAAGGGGGGUGCAAGGCUGGGUGGUCAAAGACCAUACCGAACCAUAGGAAGCCACAGGUUGGGGCAAGACAAUGGGGAUAGGAGCGGCAGGGUGCCACAAAAACAAGUAUGGCUGGGUAGGGGGGUGCGCAGGAUGACAGGGUGCCUACAUGGGACAUGGGGUGCCAGCUUUCUCAGUGGCAGGAAUAGGGCGUAGAAUUGCUCUUCAGGAUGCGCGCCAGGGCGGGAUUGGAAACAGGUGGGAUGUGGGAAAGGUGCAUGCAUCCGCAACCGGGGGUGUUCAGUGUUACACUGCAGCAGGAGGUUACGAUGGUGGGCGUGCAUCGCGGGGGCGCAUCGUGGGCUGCUUGCAGGCUGUCCGCUAGGUGCUUUCUACUAGACUUCUUCCGCUUCUAGACACACCUGUGCACAUGCAGCUUUGCGUGGGUUCUGGACUCAAAUGGCUUGGGUAAGAUGGCGAGAAUGCAGUACAAUGAAAGAAUAUGGGGCACCUAUAAAGCUAAGGGCAGGCACGUUGCGUUUGCUGCUGCGGGCGUGCUGGUCGUUCUCGCAAGCGGGUUUCCAUCGUCACUUGGUCACUCGGUUUGCCGCAGCCUGCCAUAGCCUCUUGCUGUUUGGCUUGCACAUUCAGGUUCCCCCUGGCUCAGGUAGUAGGCAGUGAAACCACAUAGUCUGCUGUCAUUUGCUUGCGGGUGUUGGGUCGGAUCAAGUCGCUCUUUUACCCUUACUGCAUGAUAGUAAUGGUACUGUGUGCGCCAGAUGGGAUACAACGGUUUCACGGGCAGGCGAAUGGGGGUAAUGGAUUCAACACCGUUUUGCUGUGGGUGUGAUUAGCGCAGGUCUGAGUGGCACGCUUGGGCGGAUGUGUCGGGUUGGGCCAGGCUGGGCUUUAGUUUAAUGUAUGGUAUCAGACGCUUGUUUGGCAACCUGUUGCCGCUGGACCAUAGCAAGUACGCUAUUCCUGCGCAUUAGACAAAUACCCAUCGAGGCUCUACCCAUCAUGCGAGAGGCGAC
Molecule: messenger RNA, 4675 nt
Organism: Astrephomene gubernaculifera
Lineage: Eukaryota; Viridiplantae; Chlorophyta; Chlorophyceae; Chlamydomonadales; Astrephomenaceae
Source: the annotation of a GenBank genome assembly